Messenger RNA from Xiphophorus hellerii (green swordtail), 3826 nucleotides. It is a transcript of the gene tfap2a, whose product is annotated as transcription factor AP-2 alpha. Lineage: Eukaryota; Metazoa; Chordata; Actinopteri; Cyprinodontiformes; Poeciliidae. Gene Ontology annotation, cellular component: nucleus. The coding region runs from base 953 to 2227 and encodes 424 amino acids. Gene Ontology annotation, molecular function: DNA-binding transcription factor activity, RNA polymerase II-specific; RNA polymerase II transcription regulatory region sequence-specific DNA binding. Gene Ontology annotation, biological process: regulation of cell population proliferation; regulation of transcription by RNA polymerase II; anatomical structure development. The record is from RefSeq and is a predicted model, not a curated record. The transcript is spliced from 7 exons.
AUCCCCCCCGCCCUCCAUUCCCUGCUCGGUUUCUUCUUCUUCUGUCUAUCCGCGGUCCAGAUCGCUCCAUUCCUACGGCUUUCUUUCUUUCUUUCACUUUUGCGCUUUGGCCCUGGGACGCUUUUAAAAUGCCCCCCUCCUUUUACCCCCUCUCCCUGAUUCGCCAGUCGCCAGUGAAUGUCCCUCUUUUUUGUCUCCCUUUCCACUCCCUCCUCUCUCUCUCUCUCUCUCUCUCUCUCGCUCUGCUUCUCUCUCACUGCCUCUUUCUCUCUCGCUCCCCCAUCUCUGAUUAGAUAUACUGAUUCCUCCUUUCAAUGGACGUCAUUUAAGCACAGACUCCUGCCUUGAGUUGCGUCCUCCACUUCACGCCAGAUUUCCGACUAUUCUUUCCUUAUUAUUAAGUGUUCCUGUAAUAUUAACAGCCAUGAAUGCGCUCCACUAGGAGUCCAGGAGGGAGGACGAAGAAGCGACUCUCCUUUUUUUUCUUCUUCUUCUUCUUCUUCUUCUUGCUAAUAUGAGCUCGCGCGAGGGGGACGGUGUAGCACUGUGAUAGAAGCCGGAGUAACUCGCAGAGCCCCGAUCCACCAGCACCGCCGAAUAACAUCUGCAAUUCUUCUUCUUCUUCUUCUUUUUUUUUUUUUUUUUUAAUUUUUUUUUUUAUUUUUAAAGACGCAAAUGACGAGCGGCUCGGAUCUUACCACACCUUUCUGAUGGAUUAUCGUGCUGCUUUUGAGACGCAUAUCUGAUCCUGCGGGGAGAGAAGAGUCUUUUCUGGGGGGCCUAUAUAUAUAUAUAAUUUUUUUUUUUUUCCACCCUUGUGUCGCCCCCCUCCCCGAACCCUCUCUCCCUCUCCUCUUCAAACACUACGAGUGUUCGUGUCUUUUUUUUUUUUUUUUUUUCUUAAAGAAACAUUUUUUUUCUUUUGCCAAAUCGCACCAAAAAAUCCGUACAGAUGUUAGUGCACAGUUUUUCCGCGAUGGACCGCCACGAUGGCACCAGCAACGGGACAGCCAGGUUACCUCAGCUGGGCGGCGUGGGUCAGAGUCCCUACACGAGCGCCCCUCCGCUCUCCCACACGCCGAACUCGGACUUCCAGCCCCCGUAUUUCCCCCCACCCUACCAGCCCAUCUACCCGCAGUCUCAGGACCCGUACUCGCACGUCAACGACCCGUACUCCCUGAACUCGCUGCACGCCCAGCCGCAGUCGCAGCACCCGGGCUGGCCGGGCCAGAGGCAGGGCCAGGAGAGCGGCCUGCUGCACCAGCACCGCAGCCUGCCCCACCAACUGUGCCGGGAGUACCGCAGGGAGGUGCUGCUACCGUCCGGCCACGGCAUCGACACGGGACUGUCGGACUCUAUCCCCAUCCAUGGAAUACCUCACCCUUUAGAUGACGUUCAGCCUGUUGAGGAUCAAGGAAUACACAUUCCCGACCAGACUGUAAUUAAAAAAGGUCCCGUGUCUUUAUCCAAGAACAACAGCGUCUCCGCCAUCCCCGUAAAUAAGGACGGUCUUUUCGGAGGAGUGGUCAACCCGAACGAGGUGUUCUGCUCGGUUCCGGGUCGCCUGUCCCUCCUCAGCUCCACUUCAAAGUACAAGGUCACGGUGGCUGAGGUGCAGAGACGCCUCUCGCCACCCGAAUGCCUCAACGCCUCUCUGCUGGGCGGGGUGCUGAGAAGGGCCAAGUCUAAGAACGGAGGUAGAUCCUUAAGGGAGAAGUUGGAUAAAAUCGGUUUGAAUCUACCUGCGGGCAGACGUAAAGCUGCCAACGUCACCUUGCUGACGUCACUAGUCGAAGGCGAAGCGGUGCAUCUUGCCAGGGACUUUGGUUAUGUGUGCGAGACUGAGUUUCCAGCCAAGGCAGUAGCUGAAUAUGUAAACCGUCAGCAUUCCGACCCAAACGAACAAGUCCAAAGAAAAAACAUGCUGUUGGCCACGAAGCAAGUUUGCAAAGAGUUCACAGACCUGCUGUCCCAAGACCGCUCGCCCCUGGGGAACUCCCGGCCGCAGCCCAUCCUCGAACCGGGAAUCCAAAGCUGUUUGACCCACUUUAGUCUCAUUUCGCACGGUUUCGGGACCCCGGCGCUGUGCGCGGCUGUCACGGCCCUCCAGAACUAUCUGACCGAGGCCAUUAAAGCCAUGGACAAAAUGUACCUCAACAACAACCCCAACAGUCACUCAGAUAACGGCUCUAAAGGCGGGGACAAAGAUGAGAAGCACAGAAAGUGAUGUUUCCUCUUCACCUCACCUUUCUGCCCGAGGGGGCCAAAAUGCCAGGGGCCCUUCAUCUGCACCGACCUACACAGUCUCCCCUCGCCCCGCCCCCUAACCAUCCAAUAUAAAUAUUAUAAAUACCUUAUAAAUAUUAUUGAUAAAGUUAAACGUGCCACUUCCUGAUCUGAUCUUGCGCCGAUUUUACAUGUCUCUUGUUUUUACAUCCCACUUUGGAUUCAAACGGGAAGCGACGCAAAGAAUCUUCUUCUCCUCUUCCUCCUCCUCCUUCUUCUUCUUCUUCUUCUUCCAACACCUGGACGAUAUGAAACGUUAUUUAAAAAAAAAGAAAAAAAAAGAAAAAAGAAAAAAAAAACGAAGAAAAAAAAUACGAAAAGAGGAAAAGAAGCUGCAGAGGAACAGCUCCAGGGCGAGGGGAAAGGUGGGCUGCCUCAGCCAGAAGACUUUUUAUGUACCACCACCCCUCCUGGUUUUUUUUCUUUUUUUUUUUUUUUUUAUGAGCUGCAACGAAUGGACUGAAAUCCAGCGACCCCUUCUCUAUAUCUCACUUUUACGAUUGUGACGAGAGAGGGAAAAAAAAACACAACAAAAUAAAAACGAAGCUAAAAAAGGAUGAAUUCUUAUCAGUAUUGUGAAUAAUAAACUUGAAAAGGCAAAGAGAAAAUCCACAGCUCUCCAUGUCAUGACUUCAGUUGUAGACUCCCCUCUCUUUCUCUCUUUCUCUCUUUCUCCGAGCGACCAACUUGAACUAUUUUUUUUUUGUUUGUUUGUUUUUUGUUUUGAAUUUCAACACGAUUCGCGGUUAUAUAAGGGAAUCGGUGUUUAUGUAUGUAUAUAUUUAUUUAUGUGUAAUUUAAUGGGAAUUGUAAAUAUGGUGCGUCUGUUGCAACUUCUUUUUUUUUUUAUUUAUCUGGUGCCUCCUGUUUUAGUGGGUUUUGAAUAUUCGGUUAGUUCUUCAUGUGAUUUUAUGGUUCUAGAAAAACAGAAGUUUUGGGGUAAUUUUUUAUUAUUAUUAUUAUUAAUUAUUAUUAUUAUUAUUAUUAUUAUUUUAUUUCUCUGGGAUAUUUCAAUUUAAGCCCUCUUGUAGCAUGUUGAGGUGACACUGAAGCAAGUGAACAAAUUUUAAUAGAAAUAAACUUCCAAUUUCUCUCAAUAUAUAUCAACCUAUUCAGUUCUUCUUCUUCUUCUUCUUCUGUUUUUUUUUUUAUUUGACCCCGAGGAAAGAAGAAAAAAAAAAAUCUUUAUUUUGUGUGUCUAAUUUGCGUUUUUAUACAAGCUUCUAUGUGUUGUGCCAAUCAGAAUACGUUUCACCUCUUGUUCUCUUCUUGAAGCACCAUAAAAGCAAUAAAUUGAAUAUUGUCUUUUUCCUCCUCCUCCCCCCGCCCCCUCCCCCGGUGUUCGAAAAGACAUUCAGAAACAUUUUUCUUUUAUUAUUUCUUGGGACCACCUGCUAUCUUGUUAUAUGUCCGAUUAUGUCCAAAAUUGGAGGCGGUUUUAGCUGUAUUGUAUAGACAUGUGCUGGCAAUAGUUCCUAUGCCUGUCAAUGUAUUAUAGUCCUUUGUUGCCCAGAAAAAAAUAAAUAUUUGAUACGCUUCA